Blumeria graminis f. sp. triticale is the source of this 2046-nucleotide messenger RNA. The record is from the annotation of a GenBank genome assembly. Lineage: Eukaryota; Fungi; Ascomycota; Leotiomycetes; Helotiales; Erysiphaceae.
AUGGAAAAAGGAAACACUACAGCACAGCAAACUACGACAGCAACACUUCCCAUUACCGAGCAUUACAACAAAGUAGCGCACACCAUAAACAUGUCGCCCUCUGAAAGCCUGCCGCCGAAAAGUGUUGCUUUUGAGCUCCUAUUCACACAGUCAUCUCAACAUAGAGCGCGCAUACCCAUGAGAGUACAGAUAUUCCCACAUGAUACUACUGACUCAAUCGUCACUACAGUGAAGAACUUUUACGGUCUAUAUCCGACUCCUAAUUGUGCGAAAGGCGUAAGCUUCGAGGAUGAAGAUGGGAACACCCUUAUUGCUAGAUACGAAAACUUUCAGAAUAACAUGGUUAUUUAUGUUCGUGUUAUCAAUGAGCCAGUAACACACACAGAAUCAAAUGGCUCGUCCGAAUGCCAGACUGGAUCAUUAACCCCUCAGAUCACACAUUUUGUUAGUGAAUCGCAUCAAAUGCCACCGCCUGAACCAGCACAGGACUUCAGUUACAGCCCAUUGCUAUCAAGACCAAACUCCAGGACGUCCCGAAAGCGUAGUCCAUCUCCCAACCACGGGCGUAGUCGGCGCAGCGCAUCCACAAAUACAAAUCCGCCCCAAACUAAAAAAAAUCGAGGUCAGAACGGCCCAAAAUCUCGAGGAUUGAAUAUACACAAUCACUGGACUGAGUACCAGAACGAAUUCUCUUCGAGUCACUUUGACAGUGACGAACAUUCAACUUUUACGUCGAACAGGAAUAAGAGUGAGCAUAUCGGCAGUACAGAAAUUAGCUUGGAUAAUAUAGUUGAGGGGGGCCGGCGAAAACGGGCCAAAUUCGAGAGCAGUGAGCUGCCUUUAUUUGCCCCACCUCAAAUGCCAGCUGCCGCAUCAAAUUCAUCUAUAUCACCCUCGCGUCGUAUCGAUAGCCAGCGCUCCGUAAUUUACACACCUUCUAACCCGCAGCAUCCAUUCUCAAACCCCCAACCUCUCCAUUCACCAAAGAGUUCUAGCAAUGGUUUAAAACAGACUACCACAUAUCCAACACCUGCUACUGAAAACCGACGCACUCGUGGCGAUAUUUCUAGUCGUCAAUCUUUAAACAGUACGCCAAGUUGCAAUAGUUCUAGCAUAAUUCCUACACCUGAUCCGACCGUAGGUAGCUGUAUGUCGGAAGAAGACAGGGAUGUUGCCAUACAGCUCAUGCGACUGGGUGAGUGUUCAACUAGCUCACAUGGACGUACUUCUGCUUCAACACUCGACGAUAAUUUUAGCGGCAAGGCCGACGCUACCUCUUCCACAGGCAUUGCUAGCGAUUGCGAAAGUGAUCUGCGGCUUGAAAUACCUCCCAGCAAUCGAGUGAAGCGCGAGACAAGCUUAUCGCUACCAUUAAAUAUUACUAAAAGGUACCGUCCCCAUCAGCCAGAUACUGGACCAAGCCAAGAUAGCCCUGAAUUAAGUUGCGACGAUAUUGAGUAUGAAGACAUAGAGGACGAGACUUUUAGGCUGGGAGCUAAGGGAAAUUCAUCUGAUGCAGAUCAUCAAAUUAGGCACGUUACUUCUAAAGGCAAAAGCCACGUAACUUCUAAUAGCAAGUUGCGGACAAGUACCUCUACUACCAAGACAUCCAAAUCCAGUAGGUCCAAAGUACAAAAAACUAGUCACAGUAAAGUGAAGAAAUCUGUGAAUAUGAGUUAUGGAAAGCCGAUUUCGCCAGACUCGUUGCCUACGCAAUCGCGCAAGACUUCUAAUGCAUCAACUACCAACAUGCUGUUCUCAACAGGUGGAGAAGAAGAGGACCUUUCCUCCAAACCUCGUUGCCAGCGUUGCCGCAAGAGCAAAAAGGGCUGCGACCGACAACGUCCUUGCCAGAGGUGCAAAGACGCUGGUCUCAGUGCUGAUCAAUGUGUCAGUGAAGAUGAAGGAAACGGGCGUAAGGGACGAUAUGGACGACAUAUGGGCGUUCCAGUUCGGAAAGAUGAAACUGGAGUGAAUCUGGAACUUCAGCCAGCAACUCAUGCCGUCAGGGGCCAAGGAAGCCCGAGUAAGAAACGAAAGCGAUGA